This is a messenger RNA of Caenorhabditis angaria, 2885 nucleotides long. The record is from the annotation of a GenBank genome assembly. NCBI's taxonomy places the organism in Eukaryota, Metazoa, Nematoda, Chromadorea, Rhabditida, Rhabditidae.
AUGGAUGACUCAAUUCAACAGGAAAUAUGCAAAACCUCCCAAAAACCAGGUAAAAUUCAAAAAUUUACCUAGAAAAAUCGAUUUUUUCCAGGAUUACCACCAAGAAAAGGAUUUGAGUGUGUUGGUCUAAAUCUUGUAGCGGAUUUAUACAAAAGAGGAGCAUUUGACAAUAUUUCAUCGGCAAUUAGUGCGAAGAAGCGAAAAGUUGAGAAUUCUGAGGAAAAUGUGUGCAAAUUGGUGAAAAUGAACGCGGAAGCUUGGGAAAAUCGAAGAAAAUUUGAAUCACGUGUUGCAGACGGAAUUUCAAAGCCGCGUGAGAAGAAAAAUAAUACAGAAAUAUCGGAAACUUUGAAAAACGCAUAUUUACCGAGCGAAAUUUGGGAAAAUGAGGAAACUUGCGAACAAUUCUCAAAAAAUCCUAUAAUUCACAAGGGAAAUAUCGAUUUUCAACAAAAUUUGGAGAUUCCUGAAGUUUAUCAAGUUUGUGAGGAGAAAAUUGAGCCCAAAACUUGCACAUUUUUGUGGUCAAAAGCUGAGGAAGAAGACAAUUUUAAGAAAUUCCCAGAAAUUCCUUUAAUUCACAAUGAAAUUAUGGAUUUUCCAAAAACUUCAGAGGUUUCUGAAGUUUAUCGAAUCGAAGGUUAGGAGUUUUUCUAGUUAUUUUUUAUCUGAAAAUUAAAUUUUGUCUAGUUUCAGAGCCCCGCGAACCUUGCACAUUUUUGAGAACGAAAUCUGAAGAAGAGGAAACUUUUGAUAAAUUCCCAGAAGUUCCUGUAACUUAUGAAGAAUCUUCAAUGGUCCCAGAAGUUAUGCGAACUCAAAAGAAAACAGAAGUUCCACACAAAAAACCAAAAUCAGACCUUCCGAUGGAAAAAUGGCUUUGCAAACCGUAUUUUUUCUUCAACAAAAAACCGGAAAAGAAAAAAGUUGUGAAGAUUUUGCCGAAAAUCGAGAAAAUUGUGCCGAAAAAGGUGGAAGUUAUCAAUUUGCGCAAAUUUCUCCCUGAAUAUAAUAGGAACUUGUAGAAAUGUGUAUAAAUACUUUUAUUUUUGAAUGUAAUUUGUUAUGUUUUAUCAGCUUGAUUCAGUUUUUCAAAUGAAAAUUGACAGUUUUUUGGAGUUUUUUUUUGUGCGAAAAUCUGUUGAUAAUUUGAUACAGUCGAUAUUUUGAAGCUUUAUAAUCAGCGAAUUUGUAUUUUGCAGGUGAUGGAUCUCGAUCUUGAAAAACUGUCAAUUUCAGAAGAAAGUUCUGAAAAGGUAUGUGGUAUUCAAUAAAAUUAAAUUGAAAAUUUUAAAUUUCUUUUUUUUCAGGGAUGGAUUAAAAUUGAUAUGAUGGAUGAAAAAUCAAAGUGUAGUUUUGCAAUUUGUUCGAAAAAAUGUGUGGAAGAAAUUGGAAUGAAUAGAAAUUCAAUCGAAAAGCUAAUAAUUAUAAAUCGUAAUAUGACAGUGUAUUUUCAUAUGACAUCAAAAGAUAUUUCAAGAAACAUAUGCUUCUUUGAUAAUUUUUUGACUGGAAAAGUUCAAAUCAAAUGCGAAGAUCACAAUUCACAUCGUAUAAUUUGGAAAAAAGAAGAAAUUGGUGGAUAUUUUAAUGUUGUUCUCAAAUAUCUCGAUUACAUUUUGAAAAGUGGAGCUGAAAGUUUGAAAGAAUUACAAAUUGGUGAAGUAAGUUUUGCAUUUUUAUUGUUAGUAAAAAGCAAAUAUUCAAGUUACAUAUUUUUCAGCAAUACUUUAAUAUCAAUGAAAAUCAUUUGAAAUUCAAAAAUUUGAAAAAAUUGAAGAAAAUUUGUUUAUUUGUGGAUUUUAAUUUCAAAUCAUUUGAUUUUGAACAAUUUUGUGGAUAUACAAAUGUUCACUUAAGAUGCCCAUAUUUAUCAAUGGAUCAAUUAUUUCAAAUCAAAGCUAAAGAUGUUGCUAUUUAUGGUUUGACAUGGACAUUAGCAUAUAUCAACAGAUUUUUGAAAAGGUGUAUUGAUGGAGAAAUUGAUGAAAAUGUUGAAUAUAUAACAUUGGGAUUUGAUGUGUUCAUUGAAUUUAUGGUUUUCAUGGAUUUGAAUUAUUUCGCGAGAAUUGAUAGGUAUGUUUUGUUAUAUUGUCAUUCCAGAAAUAAAAGAACCCCCGUUUGAAUUGGCGCUCACGUACAGUAGACUAAAAAUGACGUGACACAUGCAUAUCAAACUGGUUGGCAAAUAGCCAACGUGUAAAUUUCGCAUUUUAUUUUCCAAAUAGACUCCAAAAUUUCGCGAAGUCUACUGUAGUAUUGGUUUCCUAGGCCAUGUCGGUUCUCUUCCAAGGUUCUUUUUUUUUUCGGAAGGACAAUACCUUAUUGUGAUCUAUUAUCGAAAAUUCAAUCGGUACCACGCGCUCUACCGCACACACGCCCGCGAAAAAAAAUUGUUUGAACGUGAUUUUUUUUUAAUUUUUCGCGUUUCGUCUAUUCAAGGCAAUCGCUGAUGUUUCUAUGUUUUCCAUACAGAAUUGGAGCUCCUGUAAUAUGUCUAUAAGUGUUCAUGCUGAAAUUCAGCUUUAUCCUAGUUUUUAGCAGGUUGAAAAAUUAACGAUUCAAAUUCCCUCCCUUUUUUGUGCGUGUUGUGAUGCGGCGCGGUCUGCGUUGCGUGUUUAUUUCGGUGGAGCGCAAGGUACCGAUGAGUUUUUCGAUAAUAGAACUUUUUAAAUUUUUAUUGUCGCAAUUCGAAACAAAAAUAUUUUAAUUUUAAUUCCAGAGGUUCUCAAAUCGAAUAUCUUUUCGAAUAUAAACAUCAAUCGGAUUGGUAUCUUUUUGUCGCCAUUGUUAAAAGUGCUCACCAAAAUAAACUACAUAUUUUCACACGAGCAACCAAAGAAAUGCCAAAUGACAGUGAAUAUGAGAUUUUUCCGUCACCUUGA